Messenger RNA from Physella acuta, 896 nucleotides. RefSeq names its product tyrosine-protein kinase receptor Tie-1-like. Gene Ontology annotation, cellular component: plasma membrane; signaling receptor complex. Gene Ontology annotation, biological process: protein phosphorylation; cell surface receptor protein tyrosine kinase signaling pathway; positive regulation of kinase activity. Gene Ontology annotation, molecular function: ATP binding; transmembrane receptor protein tyrosine kinase activity. The record is from RefSeq and is a predicted model, not a curated record. NCBI's taxonomy places the organism in Eukaryota, Metazoa, Mollusca, Gastropoda, Physidae.
ACCGAAUGAACGAAGAAGCCAAGACAGAUUUUUUGGCCGAGCUAGCGCUGAUGAAAUCCAUCCCGCCCCAUGUCAACAUCAUAACUCUACAUGGAAGCUGUACUGCUCACGAUCCAUACUUGAUGGUGCUGGAGUUUGCCUCACACGGAGACCUGAAGAAGUUCCUACAAGACCAAAGAAUGGAGCGCAACUACGCUAAUGCGGCUUUCAGCUCGUAUGGUGUUCGGCCGAAGGUUACCGAAGAGGGAGGCUACUGUGUACCCCAGUUGUUAGGGGUGGAUAACCCCGCAAUAUCUGAACCGGAAAGAUACGUUGCCAUGGAGAAAUCUGAGCUGCUGACGUCACGGACAUUGCUGUCGUUUGCCCUUCAAAUCUGCAGAGGACUGGAGCACCUGGCCAACAACAAGAUAGUUCAUCGAGAUGUAGCAGCGAGGAACAUCCUUCUGUACGACCGAAAUGUCGUGAAAAUCUCGGACUUCGGUCUCGCCAGACGCGUUGGUCAAGCGGACGUCUACGAGAGGACAAGAAAGGGCCUUCUCCCAGUCCGCUGGAUGUCCCCUGAAUCUCUCUUCUACAACCAGUACAGUCAGAUGUCAGAUGUCUGGUCUUUUGGUGUCUUCAUGUGGGAGUUGGUCACGUUAGGGUCGACUCCGUAUCCAGGUCUACACACAGACAAAGUCCUGGACAAGAUCAAAGACGGCGAGCUACUUACCUGCCCACCUCACACCUCUGACGUUAUCAAUGACAUCAUGACCAGCUGCUGGAAGAACUUCCCCAACGAGCGCCCCACAUUCGCGCAGCUGUGCGCCAGGUUUGAGAAACUUCUAGAAGCGCAGGUGGAGUAUGUCGACCUGGAUCAGAUGGAGGAUCACGAGUACAGCGUCCUUGACGACUAG